AAUACUUCUUUUCUUUCAUUCUCCCAAAUUCUUUUGUCAUUCCAAGCCAAAAAUCCCAUCCAAAAUUCAUAGUAUGAUCCAUGGAGAGCUUGAAUGCACCACCGGCGGCAUCGACAGGCACUUUUUUUACUCCAUUGAUGAUUUCCUUGCUAGGAAUAAUUGCAACAUCCCUAGCCAUAAUAGUCUACCACUUCGUCUUGGUUAGAUACUGCCUGAGGCGGCAAGGAACCACCACCACUGCCGCCGCGCCACCUGUCUGUGAAGCCCGUCCGACCGGCGUGGAGGAGAAAGUCCUCGAAACAAUCCCAGUUAUGGCUUACUCAUCUCUAAGAAAACAGAAUUUGGAUCAGAGUGAAUGCGCCGUUUGUUUAGGCGAUAUGGAAGAUGAAGAUAUGGUGCGUUUGCUUCCUAAUUGUAAGCAUGCAUUUCAUUUGCCAUGCAUAGAUCAAUGGCUUAUGGCGCAUGUAAAUUGCCCUCUUUGUCGAUCCACCAUUGUUGCUGAAGAAAAAGAAGAAGAUGAUGAUAAAACUGCUACUGCAGUGCCAUUGCCGGCCAUAGAAAAUACCACCAGAAAUAAUAGGAUUUCUUCUGGAAAUUAUCAUGUUCAUGAAAAUACAAGUACAAUAGAGAACGGUUCUUCAUCUGCGGUGCAACCUUCUGCUCUUCUUCGCCAUUGUUAUUCACUGGUAUUGCCAAUGGAAAGGAGAUCACCAUCAACUUUGUCGUUGCCAUCGAGGGGUUUAAUAAUGGGAUUGAAUAGAUCUUUGUCCAUGGAUCAGUUUUAUGUUGUCGUUAAUAUAGAAAGGGAGAGUGAAAGGGGUUGUUCAUCUUCAUCUUCUUUAAGAGCAGAGCUCAUGAGGAGUAGAUCGUAUCGUGGGUAUACACAAUCAUUAAGGCAUUUUGAUCGUAUAUCGUCCAAGUUAUUGAGUUCGUUCUCACGAUUGCGCGUAGGAAAGACAAAUGGGAUUCUUCCAUACUAAAACAUUUUUUUUUUUAUAUAAUUUUUAGUGAGUUUGAUUAUAGAUGAUGAAUUAGGUUGUAGUCAGCAUAAAUAAGGCAAGGGAGCCUGGGUACGAUACUGUUUACAAGAAAAGAUCGCCUCGAUAUGUUUGAUGGACAAAACUUUUUCUUUAAGAGAAUUCACUGUGAUCCCGCUCCCGGCCCCUCUCCUGCAU
This is a messenger RNA of Olea europaea var. sylvestris, 1175 nucleotides long. Its product is annotated as RING-H2 finger protein ATL51-like. NCBI's taxonomy places the organism in Eukaryota, Viridiplantae, Streptophyta, Magnoliopsida, Lamiales, Oleaceae. The transcript has a single exon. The record is from RefSeq and is a predicted model, not a curated record. Bases 81 to 980 code for a protein of 299 amino acids.